This is a messenger RNA of Lycium barbarum (goji berry), 1113 nucleotides long. RefSeq names its product F-box/kelch-repeat protein At3g23880-like. Lineage: Eukaryota; Viridiplantae; Streptophyta; Magnoliopsida; Solanales; Solanaceae. Gene Ontology annotation, molecular function: protein binding. The transcript has a single exon. The record is from RefSeq and is a predicted model, not a curated record. The coding region runs from base 1 to 1113 and encodes 370 amino acids.
AUGGAGUCUGAAGGAGAUGAAGCCUCCCAUCAAGUUUCAUCAAAUCCAAGCCUUAAAAUCCUUAAACUACCGCCAGAACUCAUCGUUGAAAUCAUCUUAAGGCUUCCAGUGAAAUCCCUCUUGCAAUACAGGUGUGUUUCGAAAUCUUGGCGUGAUUUAAUCUCUAGCCAUAAAUUUAUCAAGAAUCAUGUAGCGAUAUCUGGUAAUAACAAGGAUUGCACCCACCAUAGGAUUCUGUGGUGGGAGGUAUUACGUUGCAAUCUUAAGAACGUUUCCCUUAGUUCUUUACUUUAUGUUGACUCUGUUAGUGAGAUAAUCGACUCGGAUUAUCCUAUGAAAUAUCCCUAUAUACCUGCUCGUCGCCAUAUAGCCGUUCAGAUUAUGGGUUCUGUUAAUGGGUUGAUUUGUCUUGCCAUUGAAAAAGAAAACUUCUUUUUCUGGAAUCCAUCACUUAGGAAGUUCAAGAAUUUUCCUACAGCUAAAUUGAAGCUGCCUGCAGGUAGUUCUUAUAAACUCAUGUAUGGUUUUGGGUAUGAUGAAAUCCAUGAUGAUUGUAAGGUAGUGGUAGGUUGGAAGACUUUUCAUUCAUAUCAUUUUGAGGUCAAAAUAUAUAGUUUGAAUAAUGAUUCUUGGAGAAGUGUCGAUGAUUUUCCUGGUGGGAAGCUAUACAUGAAGUGGGAAUUUAUGCCAGGUUUGUUUGUGAAUGGGAAGCUUCACUCGGGUAAUAAUAUUAUUUAUAGUUGUCGGGAUACUUGUUCUCAUAAGAUAAUUGAUUGGGACAUCAUAUCUAUUGAUCUGGUUGACGGGAAGUGGGGAAAGGUGGAGAAACCUUGUUAUGGAGAAGGAGAUUUCACUUCUAAGCUCGGAGUUUUGGGAGGUAAUCUUUCUAUGUUUUGUAAUUAUCAGAGUCAUGCAGAUGUUUGGGUUAUGGAGUACGGGAUUAAAGAAUCUUGGACAAAGAUAUGUGUCAUCAAUCGUCCUAAAUCUCCUGUGAUGCAUAUGUUUAUUCCACUCUUUUUCAUGUCUAAUAAAGGUGAACUUAUGUUUGUGUUUGAUUCAAUUUUCAUCAUCUACAAUCCAAAGAAUGACUCGUCCAGAUACUGGCUAUCAUAA